AAACCCUCUCUGUGCUCCUCCAGGCGGGCACAGUGGCCUCCUAGCACGACCCUCCUGUGGGAACAGAAGCCAAGCCUGGCUGCCCUGGAUCGCUGGGCUGUGUGCCCGGCCCUGGCUUCUGGCUGUGAGCUGCUGAGACAGACAUUUAUGCUGAUUGAUCUUCUUCACUCUCUCCCUCACCUUCUCCUUCUGAGGUGUUCCCUGUGGGUGUGCAGCGCGAAUGCUUCUCUGUGUCCUGCUCUGAGCUCUGCUGUUGUGUGCUGUGAGGGGACCUCACGGAAAUGCUGAAAUCAAGACAUGGAUGCAGUGACUUUUGAUGAUGUGCAUGUGAAAUUCACUGAGGAAGAAUGGAAUUUGCUGGAUCCUUCCCAGAAGAGUCUCUACAAAAAUGUGAUGCUUGAAACCUACCUGAACUUCAAAGCUAUAGGCUAUAAUUGGGAAAACUAUCAUCUUGAAGAACAUUGUCAAAGUUGUAGAAAACAUGAAAGGCAUGUAAGAAGAUAUACUGGAGUGAAACUCUAUGAGUGUAAUAUAUGUGGUAAAGCCUUUACAAGAUCAAGUCAUCUCCAAUAUCAUAAAAUACCACAUACUGGAGAGAAACCUGAUGAAUAUAAUCAAUGUGGUAAAGCCUUUGCAAGACCCAGUGAUUUCCAAAAACAUAAAAUGACACAUACUGGAGAGAAACUUUAUGAAUGUAAUCAAUGUGGCAAAGCCUUUGCAGAUCCCAGUCAUCUACCAAGACAUAAAAGAUCACAUACAGGAGAGAAACCUUAUAAAUGUAAUCAAUGCGGUAAAACAUUUGCACAGCGCAUUCAUCUCCAAAGACAUAAAAGAACACAUACUGGAGAGAAACCUUAUGAAUGUAAUCAAUGUGGUAAAGCUUUUGCCUAUUACAGUAAUCUCCGAUAUCAUAAAAGAACACAUACUGGAGAGAAACCAUAUGAAUGUAAUCAAUGUGGUAAAGCCUUUGCACAGCGCAUUCAUCUCCAAAGACAUAAAAGAACACAUACUGGAGAGAAACCUUAUGAAUGUAAUCAAUGUGGUAAAGCCUUUUCAAGACCCAGUGAUUUCCAAAAACAUAAAAUGACACAUAUUGGAGAGAAACUUUAUGAAUGUAAUCAAUGUGGUAAAGCCUUUGCAGCUCACAGUUAUCUACAAAGACAUAAAAGAUCACAUACAGGAGAGAAACCUUAUAAAUGUAAUCAAUGCGGUAAAACGUUUGCACAGCGCAUUCAUCUCCAAAGACAUAAAAGAACACAUACUGGAGAGAAACCUUAUGAAUGUAAUCAAUGUGGUAAAGCCUUUGCACUUCACCGUUAUCUCCAAAGACAUAAAAUGACACAUACUGGAGAGAAACCUUAUGAGUGCAAUCAAUGUGGUAAAGCCUUUGCACAGCGCAUUCAUCUCCAAAGACAUAAAAGAACACACACUGGAGAGAAACCUUAUGAAUGCAAUCAAUGUGGUAAAGUUUUUACCUAUUACAAUAAUCUCCGAUAUCAUAAAAGAACACAUACUGGAGAGAAACCAUAUGAAUGUAAUCAAUGUGGUAAAGCCUUUGCACAGCGCAGUCAUCUCCAAUAUCAUAAAAGAACCCAUACCGGAGAGAAACCUUAUGAAUGUAAACAAUGUGGUAAAGCCUUUACAAGACCCAGUCAUCUCCGGUAUCAUAAAAGAACACACACUGGACAGAAAACUUAUUAAUGUAAUCAAUGCGGUAAAGUGUUUUCACCAGGGAUAAGUCUCCAAAUUCUGUGUGCUGGAGAGAAACAUAAUGAAUAUGAUCAUGAAUUAAGUGGGAGUUAGGAGGGUAUCAUAGUAGGAUAUGAUAGAUAGACAUGGGUGCUUGGGAUUAUUUCCAUUCUGGAGAUUUUUUUUUUUUAUGCUUUUGCAAAGAAGUUUGCUGCCCUUGUCUGAAGAGUUUCCUUGAGGUUAAGGUAAAGCUGUUUACACUAAUUGUAUUGACAAAUUAAGUCAUGAAAAUCACUGCAUAGAAUUUGGCCUGAAAGUUUUUAACAAGCAUAGAAACUAAGAAAGGAAAAAUUAAAAAAAAAGAAAGGUUCAAAAUACAAGGCAUCAUCAGGAAGUUGAAUGACGUUUAAUCUUCUGAUCAAGGAUAUUCAAUGGCAUUAAAGGAAUGGUUACAUUAGGACAAAAUUACAUUCAGCUAAAAAUAUGGAUUUGCAGUUGUAUGAAAGUGAACUGUAUCAUGUUAGGAAUUAUUAUUACCUGGAUACGAUUUUGAUGUAGAUACAUGAAGAUACAAUUAUGUGUCAAAUUGCCAAGAGAUAGAUUUGGAUUCUGAGUUCUGAAUUUAAAAUAUAAGCAGAAAGGCUUAGUUCCAGGCAUGGUGUUACAUGCUUUUUAACCAACCAUUCACGAGACAGAGUCAUGCAGAUCUUUGAGGUCAAGGUAGAUCUCUACGCAAGUUCCAGGAAUGUCAAGAUUAGGCAGUGAUAUAUUUGAAAUAUUGAAAGCUGCUGAUAAUGGAAUAGAAGGAGUCAUGUUCCAGCCAAGGUAAGCACCAGAACUCCGAGAAUUUUAUCCUGAAGUGGUGUUGAAUAUUGUCAGAGAAUUUUACAUUACCUCAUGAGAUGAUCGAUUCUUGGUUUUUCUUACACUUUAAUCCCAUUUUGUUGAACCAUCACUGCUUCUAGAAUGAAGCCUUCCUCAUUGUUAAUGGUGGACGAUCUUUUGUUGUGUUUUAUAUUUUAUUUUAUUUGUUUUAUCUUUUAAGUAUUUUUGAAUCUGUGGUUUUAGGGAUAAUUUGUCUGUAAUUCCCUUUAAUGGCUCAGUCUUUCCUGACUGGAUAUAUGAGUAAUCAGGGGUUCAGAAAAUAAAUUGACUAAUAUUUAUUUUGUUUCUAUAUUUUUGAAUACACUGAAUUCUUGUUAAAUCCUCUUUGAAAGUCUGGUAGGACGCUACCCUAAAACUCAUAGACGUGGGUUCAUAUUGGGGACAUAUUUUUAAUGAAUUCUGUUUUCCUUCAUGUUUAUGUCAGUUUAAGUUGUUUUUCUCUAGUUUAAUUUUGGGGUGUGGAAUCUAUUGAGGAAGUUAGCUAUUUCUUUUAGAAUUUCCAAGUUG
Molecule: messenger RNA, 3081 nt
Organism: Apodemus sylvaticus (European woodmouse)
Lineage: Eukaryota; Metazoa; Chordata; Mammalia; Rodentia; Muridae
Product: zinc finger protein 431-like
Exons: 5
Coding region: 298-1701 (467 amino acids)
Biological process (GO): regulation of transcription by RNA polymerase II
Molecular function (GO): DNA-binding transcription factor activity, RNA polymerase II-specific; RNA polymerase II cis-regulatory region sequence-specific DNA binding
Source: RefSeq, a predicted model, not a curated record